Molecule: messenger RNA, 658 nt
Organism: Anopheles aquasalis
Lineage: Eukaryota; Metazoa; Arthropoda; Insecta; Diptera; Culicidae
Source: RefSeq, a predicted model, not a curated record
GCGAUCAAACCGUACGGAUGGCUUCGUGUUUGGUGAAGUUUUCUUGCCUGCUGCUGCUGAUGGCCUUGAUGGCCUUCGGUGUGGAUAGCCGUGCACCGUCUUCGCCGUCGGAAGGUAAUGACGUUGUGCGACAUUUAUGUCGAUCGUGGCCACGAGCAAUUGUCACGAGUGGCAAGAAGUCCGCAGCAACCUCAAAGUUUCCCGAAUUUCCCGCCGCCUCAGUUCCCGUUCGGGAAUCCCGAGAUCGUAUCACAAGACACGCAGCGCGACAAGAAUGGGUUCGCGCAGACCACGAUCUACAAGUAUCCGAAUGGUAUGGGAUCGUCAUCGGUGUCCACCAGCUAUUCGGGAUCGUCUAAGAUGACCAGCACUGCUAGUGGGGCGCUGCUACUGGGUGCUGCCAUCGCCGUGUGCGGGAAGCUACUACAUUGAGUGAGCGAGUGAGCGAGGUGUUUGAUGUUGAGAGUUUAACGCCAACAGAAUUUUACACUAUCAGCGGUGGUUCAGUAUUCCCACGAGCGAUAAAAGGGCAAUGUUGCGAUUUUUUCGUAACAAAGUAAUUUAGCCUGGAAUUAACUUGUCCCGUCUGGAGGUUUUUUUGAUAUUUUUGCAUUCUCGUUCGAUGGUUUUGGAAUAAAACAAAAUAUUUUAAUAAAAC